CCCGCCAUUACCGUCAUCAGCAUAUCUUCACGACCCCUCCAUUUACUCGCCAUUAUGAUCUCUACUUCUACCAUGACCCGCGCCGCGCGCGUUGUUAUGCAAGGCUAUCUUACAGCCUCGUUUUUCAAAGAAAUCGUCAUCGACCACACUUUUCAGGUCGUGUCCGAAUCAGAGGAGGUCUCCGUCAGCCUUGUUACAUUCACCGUCUGCUUCUCGACAGGCGUCCUUCUUCAAGCCUCUGCCAAAGCUGCUCGACAAUUCCUCAGCGAUGAUUUUCAACGCGUCCCCGCUCCCAAGGACUAUACCGCUGGGUUCAACGCACCUUUUGCUGGAGGCAACAUUUCGGACGCUAUCUCAACAACCAAGGCUUUCGGAACACCAGCUCGGCCAUCCUCUUCGCGUGCAGUGAUUGAAUCAACCGAACCCACCUUUGAGGCUCCCACCAAAGGCUUAUCGACGGCUGAUUCUGACACGACGCUCAUAGCCCAUGAUGAGGAGUUAGCUGUCUCAGACGUCGAGUCGCUUGCUGACGAAAGCACUUUCUACGAGGACGACUGCCAGGCUACAGCACGCUGCCUCGCAGACGAUGAACCGGACCACACCUUGCACGUCGGAUACGACCCACAAUCUAUCGACAAUCUAAUCAGAAGAUUUUCAGCUAUUUCUCUCGACGAUAUACCCGCCCAUUUAUCAGCGAUUUCUCUCGACAAUGUAUCUCCUCAUUUAUCAUCCACCUCUCUCGACGAUGUAUCUUCUCAUUUAUCUACUCUUUCCCUCGACAAUGUACCCACGAACUUAUCAGUCAAUUCUCUCGACAAUGUAUCCUCCAAUUUAUCCAUUUCUUCUCUCGACGAUGUACCGUCUCAUUUAUCAACUCUUUCCCCGGACGAUGUGUCCUAUCAUUUAUCCAUUUCUUCUCUCGACGACGUGUCUCCUCUCCUCGACAAUGUAUCUCCUUCUCUCGACAAUGUACCUUCUCAAAUUUCUCUCGAUAAUGUACCCUCCCAACUUUCAACUAUUGGACGACAUCACACUCUACAAGACCACACUAUCGACAUCCUACCUGAUUCAUCUCAGCCUCCGAAGCUUCGGCCAACCAUACCUGUAAUUCUUCCUCUCGACGGUUCCCCUCAGUCAUCGAUUUGUCAGCCCCAACGCACUCUAGUACACGACCACUCUAUCGACAAUCUAAUCAGAAAAAUAGCAGCUCUUUCCCUUGAUGAGGUCCCUUCUCAAUUAUCGACACUUCGCCCGCAUCACGCUCUACACGACCACACUAUCGACGCUCUACCCAAUAACACAAAAGCUCUUGCCCUCGACGACAACCACGCUAUCGACGCUGUACUGCCAACAUCAGAAGCUCUUACUCUCGACAACGACCACACUAUCGACAACACAGAAGUUCUUGCUCUCGACGACCACCACGCUUUUGACGCUCUACUGCAAAAAUCAGAAGCUCUUCCUCUCGACGACAAUCACGCUAUCGACAACACAGAAGCUCUUACUCUCGACAACAAUCACGCUUUCGACGCUCUAUUGCAAAGCCCAGACGCUCUCACUACCCUACACGACGACACUAUCUACGAUUUACUUCAAAAGAUGGAAGCGCUUACUCUCGACGAAAACCCCCAUUAUACUCUCAGUCCUCGACACUUACUCCGCUAUGCAUCUCACACGACGAUAGCCGUUCUUGAUCCUCGGAAUUUCAACUACGAAUCACCAUACACGACGAUGCUAUCAACGCCAUACUUCGACAUGUGGAACCUCUUAUUCUCCACGAUAGUCCCUCGCAAUCCCGCUAAACUCCACGCGACGUCCACGAAUGUCCCCUACGACCAAACGUGUCAGACAUCGUCGCAUCCAACACGUCUUCGGUAUCAGAGGUCCCCUACGACCAAUCCGAUGACGCCUGCUAAUGGCCUCCCUCACCGUCCCCUACGACAUGGAGUCAUUAUCCAUGAGGUCGAAGGCCCCACAUUCUACACACCCAACCUAUCGCAAGUCUUCGAUGAGUCAAAGGUCCCCUACGACCGAAUCUCGACGACUCGCCAAACGACAAAGCGGCCUCCUUCACUGUCUACUGCGACCUGGAAGUCGAAGGCCACCGCCACUGUCUCAAAAUCCCGCAUAUAGUCCGCCUAGUUGACCAACCUUGGUCCCUUCGGAUUUCCUUCACUAUCCAUCAAUUACCCAUACUACACAUUUCUUUUGAUUUGUUUUCUCCUUCAUUGGUACGAUCAUGGACUGUACAUUUAGUUUAUUUACGGACGCAUUUCUGCGAUUUAUGUUUAUUUCAUUGAUAUGUUUAAUUACCCUUCAUUCAUUUUCGUUUAUUGAGCCUGUACGCAUAGUGAAUACAAUCUUCUUGCAUAUCCUCUAAAAG
Suillus clintonianus is the source of this 2383-nucleotide messenger RNA. RefSeq lists its product as uncharacterized. NCBI's taxonomy places the organism in Eukaryota, Fungi, Basidiomycota, Agaricomycetes, Boletales, Suillaceae. The transcript is spliced from 4 exons. Bases 55 to 2133 code for a protein of 692 amino acids. The record is from RefSeq and is a predicted model, not a curated record.